Messenger RNA from Saccoglossus kowalevskii, 857 nucleotides. RefSeq names its product sulfiredoxin-1-like. Gene Ontology annotation, biological process: cellular response to oxidative stress. Gene Ontology annotation, cellular component: cytoplasm. The record is from RefSeq and is a predicted model, not a curated record. Lineage: Eukaryota; Metazoa; Hemichordata; Enteropneusta; Harrimaniidae. Gene Ontology annotation, molecular function: sulfiredoxin activity.
GGAAGCUGAAAAUAUACUAGUACCUCGUUAGUAUCUCACUCAUAACCACACACGCUCAUGUUAAACACUCGUAAUUUCAUUGGGCUCUUCCGAGGCAUUCUAUUCUGCCAGAUCAACAAACUGUGUUUGAGAACUGGUGCAAUGUCAGAGGGAAACCAUCUCCACUCGGUGGCUUCUACCGAGAAAAGCAGUAUCCAAGCUGGUCACAUUACAGAAGUCCACAAUGUUCCGAUAAAUGUACUUAUACGACCCAUACCAUCGGUUUUGGAGGAAGAAAAAGUUUUGAGCCUAAUGAAUACGAUAGAGAAUGAGGAGUCCAGUGUUCCUCCUGUUGAUGUGUUGUGGAUUCAAGGUCGACAAGGAGGAAAUUACUUUUAUUCGUUUGGCGGUUGUCAUCGUUAUGAAGCAUAUAAGAGACUAAAAUUGGAGUUCAUUCCGUGCAAGUUGUUUAAAUCAACGGUAAAUGACUUGAGAAACUACCUCGGUUGCUCAACCCCAGAUUUACUAUAGUGGCUUCUUGACACUAGAGGGCGAUGUUCAUUUCACAUUGCACAGAAAUAGAUUAUACAACCCAAGGCAUGGAUAUUACCUUUAAAACUCACUUGUCCGAAAUGUAUGUUGCAUAUAUAUUUAGUACAGUAUGUUAAAGCAAGUGAGUUACGAUUCAGUUGUUUGAAUGGCAACUAUAUGUAUCUUGAGCUAUAUGACUACACUUACUUAGUGUCUUGCUCUGCAUCCUAUGUAUGUAUUAAACAUCUUAAUAUUAAUAUACCAUAGUUGGUACAUGAGGAUUUAUUUGUACAGUUUGAACGGGAACUGUGUCAUUUUCAAUGACUUGUUUAUUAAAAAAUUAUUAU